Molecule: messenger RNA, 1332 nt
Organism: Cucurbita moschata (crookneck pumpkin)
Lineage: Eukaryota; Viridiplantae; Streptophyta; Magnoliopsida; Cucurbitales; Cucurbitaceae
Exons: 9
Coding region: 39-1316 (425 amino acids)
Cellular component (GO): cytoplasm
Molecular function (GO): oxidoreductase activity
Source: RefSeq, a predicted model, not a curated record
GCUAUAUUUUCAAAAAGAUAUCGAACAGAGGAUCGAUUAUGGUGUGUGUGUGUCGAGCUUCGGCGGUUCACUCCGCCGCGCCGUCGUUAGCACUUUCUUCUCUCUCGGCGCGUCCUCUGAGGUACGCAGUGCUUGGAGCUGGUUUUGCUGGGCUUUCAGUUACUUGGCAUUUGUUGAAGCUCUGUCCUAAGGACAUAUCUCUACUUAUCGACAUAUAUGACGAAGUUGGCACUGGUGGAGGAGCAUCUGGAGUCGCCGGAGGGCUUCUUCACCCUUAUUCUCCUAAAGUUAAACCUCUCUGGAAAGGUGCCGAGUGUUGGGCUGAGUGCUUAAAGCUUUUAAGCGUUGCGGAGUCAGCACUUCCCUCCAAAGAGUUGGAUGGAUAUCAUAAUAUGAAUGGAUCCGUUGUUCUAAGACGGGGUAUCUUGAGGCCUGCAAUCAGCUUGAAGAAUCUCAUGAUGUUAAAAGAAAAUGCUCAGAACGGACUCGAUAGCUGCAGAAUCGAAACAAUCGAUGGAGAUGCUGCCCAGAAUCUUGUUCCUAAGCUUAACAUUCCUCUAAAUACAGCUUUUUAUAUGCCUCAAGCUGUAAAUAUCAACGCUCAACGUUAUCUUGAGGCGCUGUUUAUAGCAUGUCAAAAUCUGACCAAGGAAACAUCACCCUCAAGUCUUGGUCAUAAGGAGUUGUUCUUGCAGAAAAAGUCUAUUAAGGAACUGGGUGAACUAGAAGGGACAUACGAUGCUGUGAUUGUUUGUCUUGGUGCUAAAAUGAUCAUGCUUCCUGAACUUACUGGAAAGCUUCCUUUGAGAACUUGCAGAGGUGUAGUAGCUCAUUUUCAGCUUCCCGACGAUAUCAGCAAUGCAUACCCAGAGCUUGGGCCUUCUAUACUGUCAGAUGCAUGGCUAGCCAUACAGAGUCCUAGAAGUUUAUAUAUGGGUUCAACAUGGGAAUGGAAAUCAACAAAUUCAUCACCUGAAGUUUCAGAAGAGGAGGGCUCAAGGGCGGUUGCAGAACUCUUACCAAAGGUGUCUGCCAUUUAUCCCUCAAUAAAGGAGUGGAGUUUCAGGAGAGCAAGGGCUGGUCUUAGAGCAAUGCCACCACUCACUCCUCAUGGAUCUCUUCCUCUUAUGGGUUGUAUAGACGAGAUUGUAAGACCUAACAGCUCUUGCAAGUACUGGUUAUUUGGAGGGCUUGGUUCUAGGGGAUUGUUGUACCAUGGUUGGCUUGGGAAACUAACAGCACAGGCUGUGCUUUCAUGCAAGGAAGAACUAAUCCCAUCUGAACUAAUCUCUUGGAAGAAAGUAAUGAAUAGUUAAAGCUUCUUCCUAAUUA